Messenger RNA from Verticillium dahliae VdLs.17, 1542 nucleotides. RefSeq names its product ankyrin repeat protein. The transcript has a single exon. The record is from RefSeq and is a predicted model, not a curated record. Gene Ontology annotation, molecular function: protein binding. Gene Ontology annotation, cellular component: cytoplasm; nucleus. Lineage: Eukaryota; Fungi; Ascomycota; Sordariomycetes; Glomerellales; Plectosphaerellaceae. Bases 1 to 1542 code for a protein of 513 amino acids.
AUGCCACCGAAAACACAAAUUAAAUUGAAUGGCCUCCUAGACAAUAACGGUCGGCGUAUUCCGCUUGCCCUUGUCACUGAAUGGGAUCGCCACUCGGUCCGAGUCGUCUGUCCUUACUGCUCAUCACGGCACUGUCACGGCAUUGGACGCCUCCCCCGCAUCGGCCAGACUCGGGAGUCCCAUUGUUAUAGGGAUGCCGAGGACGUGGGCUCACAGCAAUACCAAUUAUGCUAUCCUGAUGAGCCUGCGGCGAAAGACUAUUUUUACGAGCUUGACAAGGAAUGUCAUCGAUUUCGUACUGUCGGUGUCAUGACACCGGACGAAGAUGCGGAUUCCUCCGACUACGAAUAUACAUCAGAUGCAACAGAAGAACAUGAUGAGAUGGAUGAGUUGCAUCGAGGACUUGAAAAUCUGAACAUCGCCCGAGAAGACCCCUUGCGACGACAGCAGGAUUCGCCAGCUUCUAUGGACGAAGCCCUGCGAGAAUGGUACCGUGACCCAUCAUGGAGACUUUCCAUGUGCUUCUCUCUGUGCAUUACGAAUGACAUACCUGAUGUCGAGCGACUCAUAGGCACCUACCGGGAUCCUUUGCUACGAUCGAAAGACUGGCAAGGAGAGAAUUGUAUCUCGUUUGCAGCUAUCGAAGGUCACCUCGAGAUGGUUCAAUUGCUUCACAAACAUGGCGGAAGCAUUCAUAAUUCCAAUAAGAAAGGACGAACACCUCUGAUGGAGGCAGUGCUCUGGGGGCGAUUGAAAGUGGCGAAGUUCCUCCUCAAACAGGGCGCUGAUCCUAACAUGCAAGAUCGGAAGGGGCGCAUAGCUUUGUUUUACGCACUUCCAUCGACCAUCACAGCCAGAAUGCGAGCGACAAAAGAUCACUACGUCGAAAGGUCUACGGCGGAAAGUAAUCGCAGAGUCAUUGCGAUCACACUGCGAGCUUAUGAGCCGAUCACAGCAGAAACUGAGGCAAACGACAAUGUGUAUGGUGGCGGCGAUCGGUUCAUUCUUAAUACGAUGCAGUCUCAAAUGACUUUCGUCGAACGCAGCACAACCUACGACAUCCCUGAUUCAUAUAAGACGAUCGCUAGGCUAGACCGAGGCACCAUGUUUCCUAUUGUCAGCGCUGCCAGCGGCUGGAAAACGGAUUUUGCGAUUGACCUAAUUAUCAAUAAUCGAUCCUGGACAGGGAAAGUCAGGGAGCUCUGUAACGUGCUUGGAUACGAGUUGCCUGCAGAUGGAAGGGAUCGGUCUGAGCCUGUGGGGACGUACUUCGCCUCCCACGCGGAGAAGAAACUUAUUGCUUACUACAUUGACAAGCACAUGGUGCUUCCUUGGGCAGCCUUGAAGUACAAUAAUCGCAGGGAAGGAGGCGAUUGGAUCAGGGACAGUACCCAGUUUCAAGAUCUUACUGACGUUCAGCCGAUGCUGAUGAGAGGAAGAGCCAAAAUUUCUAUCAGUCGAUCAACUUGUGCGGACUGCACACGGUUCGUACGCCAUGUUGAGCAGAGCUUGGGUUUAUGUUUUCAAGUAGAGACCCGCUAG